Molecule: messenger RNA, 951 nt
Organism: Brassica rapa (field mustard)
Lineage: Eukaryota; Viridiplantae; Streptophyta; Magnoliopsida; Brassicales; Brassicaceae
Product: PLASMODESMATA CALLOSE-BINDING PROTEIN 1
Source: RefSeq, a predicted model, not a curated record
GCGAAAAGCUCUCAAGAGGGUUUUGAGAAGAGACAGAAGACGACACACAACAAGUAGACACUCUCAUCUUACACAUCUCUCUACAACACAAGUAGCCAGACACUCACUCCCACUGUUUUCUCCACUUGCUCUAUCUUCAUUAUUUUCUUUUUAGAGAGAACAACUGUGACAUUUUGUCUGAACGCAUCUAUGGCUGUUCUUGUUCUUUCACUUCUCCUUCUAGCCAUGGCUGGCCACUCUAGUGCCUCAUGGUGUGUGUGCAAAACAGGGAUUAGUGAUACAGUGCUACAGAAUACAUUAGAUUAUGCCUGUGGAAAUGGAGCAGACUGUAAUCCCACUCACCCAAAAGCACCUUGCUUUAACCCUGACAAUGUUAGGUCUCAUUGCAGCUACGCAGUCAAUAGCUUCUUCCAAAAGAAGGGUCAAGCUCCAGGCACUUGUGAUUUCAGUGGCACUGCCACGCCAACUAACACUGAUCCAAGUUAUUCAGGAUGUACCUUCCCAACUAGUGCCAGCGGCUCUGGAGGUAGCACCACUAUGACUCCUGGCACAACCAAUCCAAAAGGCAGCUCAACCACAACCACACUUCCUGGUGGCAACAGUCCUUAUUCAGGAACCUCAACCAAUGGAGGUUUUGGAAACAAUAGCACAGGAGCCAGUGGAACAGGGAUUAACCCUGAUUACUCAAUAGAAAGCGGCGCCUUUGCUCUCAAGUACUCAAGCAAACUGUCCACACGCCUUCUCUUGAUCUCUUUGAGUGGAUUCUGUUAUUUCUUGAUGAUGCUCUAAGGAUGUUAAUGUUUUGGGGUUUUGUUGGUGCACUUACUUAUUAUUGUCUCUAGGACAUUGGUCUAGCUUAGUUGUAGUCUAUAUAUGUGUGUGGUUGGUUCUCUAUGUUAUAUAUAAAUGAUCUUAUUUCGUGUUUCUUGAAAAAAAACGAGAUUAAGACCA